Messenger RNA from Gaeumannomyces tritici R3-111a-1, 1500 nucleotides. RefSeq lists its product as hypothetical. NCBI's taxonomy places the organism in Eukaryota, Fungi, Ascomycota, Sordariomycetes, Magnaporthales, Magnaporthaceae. Gene Ontology annotation, biological process: carbohydrate metabolic process. Bases 113 to 1105 code for a protein of 330 amino acids. Gene Ontology annotation, molecular function: isomerase activity; carbohydrate binding. The transcript has 3 exons. The record is from RefSeq and is a predicted model, not a curated record.
CUCGUUCAGCUCCUGCCUCUUCGGAAAAAGGGACGAAACAGCAGCAGCACAACCACUACCAACCACACAAAAAAAGGCAAAGUCAACAACACAAGAAACCGCCACCACAACCAUGGUCGACCGCCCUAACAAGCCGUCGGCUCUGGCCAGCACGCCCGGGCUCGCCCCGCAGGCCCAGGUCACCAUCUCGGACGACAAGCAGCGCGUGUCGGCCGUGCUGCCCACGGGCGAGAGCGUCGAGGUCCUCCUCUACGGCGCCACCGUGCUCAGCUGGAAGAGGAAUGGCCAGGAGAAGCUAUGGCUGAGCGAGGCCGCCAGCCUUGACGGCACCAAGGCCGUCCGCGGCGGCAUUCCUCUCGUCUUCCCGGUCUUUGGCACCGCCCCCGACCACGCCGAGACGUCCAAGCUCCCGCAGCAUGGCUUCGCCCGCACGUCGCACUGGGAGUUCCUAGGCAAGUCAACGUCGGAAUCGCAGCGCGCCGGCGGCGGCGGCGCCUCGUCGUCGUUGGGCGCGGCUACGGGCGACCACUCGGUCAAGCUCGACUUUGGCCUCACGAGCUCCAACCUGGCCGCGGCCACGCGCGCGCUCUGGCCCCACCCCUUCAACCUGCUCUACAGCGUCACGCUCGAGCGCGACUCGCUCACCACCAGCCUCACCGCCACCAACGCCGGGGACAAGCCUAUCGAGAUCCAGGUGCUGCUGCACACUUACCUGCGGAUCAAUGACAUCAAGAGCGUCUCCAUCUCGGGCCUGGACGGCGCCGAGUUCGUCGACAAGGUGGCGGCCAACGCGGUCAGCAAGCAGGCCGAGGGCGGGCUCUCCAUCACGGGCGAGACGGACCGCAUCUACACGCCGGCGGGCGGGCCCCGGGCGCCCGUGGCCGUGUCCGAGGGCGGGCGCAAGGUGUUCGAGGUGGUGCGCGACAACCUGGACGACGUGGUGGUGUGGAACCCCUGGGACGCAAAGGCCGAGUCCAUCGGCGACUUUGCGCCCAAGGACGGCUACCACAAGAUGCUGUGUGUCGAGGCCGGCGCCGUCAGGGGCUGGCAGACCCUCGAGCCCGGCGAUGCGCUCGAGGGCGCCCAGACCAUCACGGCCUGGUGACGGGGCUGUGGCGGCGGCGGCGGCGGCGGCGGACAGGUUGGGUGUAGGGGUUCUGAGCCGAGGCUGUGAGGGAGCGAGAGGGGAGGGGAGGAAUGGGAGGGUGCUGGGGAACACGAAGGACUAGACGGGACUUAAGGGGACCUUCCUGGUCCUGUUUGAUGAUCUAGGGUGACUGCCCACCUCGCCCAGCCUGGGGUUUAUUAACGGCCUCAAAGUCGAGUGACGUACUUUUAGAUGAUGCAGAAAGGAACAUGACCCAAGCAAAUCCAGCCCUGGAUCUUCUGGGAAACGUUUGAACGAGUGGAGGGGAAGAAGGUGGAGAGUGGAAUUUAGCAUGUCAAUCACGUCCCAAAAUCUUGUAGUGGCAUGUUGUUGGUAUGAAAUUGCACCUGGUA